AUGUCCGGUAGUGUCGAGACGUCGUCGGCAUCCCAGCUGAGCCAGCUGCUCUCUUCCUCGCGCAUCGUCGUCAUCAAUUUCUACAACGAGGACAACCAAUCGAGCAAGGCCAUCGCCCCGGUCUACGACCAGCUUGCACAACAGCUCUCUCGAGCGAACAGAGUCACCUUUGCAAAGGUCAGCGUGAAGAAGCAGGCGCAAAUCGCCGAGAGCUACAACGUGACAAACACGCCGACCUUCAUCAUCUACAAGAACAAUCAGCAAAUACGCAAGUUCAGUGGCUCCAACCCCCAACAUCUGUCCGAUGCAAUCAAGAGCCUAGCCGCAGAAGCCGAGUCUGACGGUGGCUCUGGAGGGUUUGGAGAGGCCAGCUCAAGUGGCGGUGGCGUCUGGAGAGGCGCAGGACUACCACGAGGGUACACAGAUGUCACGGAGCAGGUGGAUGUUCGGGGGUUGGACCUCUUGAACGCUGACAGCGACUUCGGCGGCGUGCGCACGCUCUUCGAAUCGUCCAAGCCGAGCUCACUGAGCAAGGGCAAGGGCAGCGCAGAUACCAAGGACUGGGUCGAGACCGAUGUCGACAACCAGCUCAUGCUCUACGUACCGUUCACCGCCAACCUGAAGGUUCAUACCAUUCAGAUCACCUCCAACCCGCCGGUAGACGAAGACGACGACGAGACCCCCGUCCGGCCAAAGACGAUCCACAUCUGGACCAAUCGCCAGCACAACUUGGGCUUUGAGGAGGCAGAGGACAUCCCAGCCACGCAGACCAUCGAGUUGAAGGAGUCAGAUUGGGACAAGGAGACGGGCACGGCAAAGCUGGAGCUGCGUUUUGUCAAGUUCCAGAGUGUCUACAGCCUCGUCCUGUUUGUGCAGGAUGGUGACGGCGACAGCGAGAAGACGCGCAUAGACCGAAUCCGCUUCAUUGGCGAGACCGGCGAGAAGAGGGACAUUGGCAAGCUGGAGAAGAUUGGCGACGACUCUUAG
Molecule: messenger RNA, 987 nt
Organism: Ascochyta rabiei
Lineage: Eukaryota; Fungi; Ascomycota; Dothideomycetes; Pleosporales; Didymellaceae
Product: Thioredoxin-like protein 1
Exons: 2
Coding region: 1-987 (328 amino acids)
Source: RefSeq, a predicted model, not a curated record